AUGCCUAUUUUGUAUCUUACCAAUUUUAUGGGCCUUGUCGACGGGGAGCAAGUGUCUCGUGAAAAGUCAGCGAUCAGUUUCUUCAAACAAGUCAAGGAUCAUGCCAAAGUUGAUUACUCCGACAUGAUCCUUUUCGACGACGAGGCGGUGAAUAAUGAUAUUACGCAUGAGCUCGGCAUUACUUUUCAGAUUUUGAAGUACAAAGACGGAUUAACCUGGGGGGACUAUCAGCGCGGCAUAGAUAUGUGGCAACGCGCCAAAUCCAUCAGAUCGCCGUACAAGGGACAAAUCCUAUCACAUUACCCCCUAGCACUCCCCAUAGGCUAUGCGGCGGUCGACGAAGGAACCUUACACCUCCUGGAAAAAGGAGAAAGCUGGGUGGACACCAAUGACUCAGCGAGAUGGGGCUAUGGGAUGUAUCUUACCGAUAAUCCGGCCAUGUGA
This is a messenger RNA of Coniophora puteana RWD-64-598 SS2, 444 nucleotides long. RefSeq lists its product as uncharacterized. Gene Ontology annotation, molecular function: phosphatase activity. Lineage: Eukaryota; Fungi; Basidiomycota; Agaricomycetes; Boletales; Coniophoraceae. The transcript is spliced from 4 exons. Bases 1 to 444 code for a protein of 147 amino acids. The record is from RefSeq and is a predicted model, not a curated record.